AUGAGCAGUAAGGUGAUUGUAUCAUCUCCCGUCCAUGAAGGAGGCUCACAAGCAGGUUCAGCUUCCGAAGACGCUGAAUAUUAUUAUCCAGGAAGAUAUAGAUUUGUGGAUUAUUGGGCGAAUAGCAUUCUUAAUUUUACAAUGAGAGAUGAGCAAACAGCAAUUUAUGAUCAGUCGGCAUCCUUGUCUGAAAGUCCUUUUUCAAAAUAUUUAAGUGGACUGGAUGGAUUGAAAAUUGUAAUGAAAUCAUCAUCAAUGGGAGCAAAUAAUAUUCCGACAAAUGCUUUUCAACAGGAACAAUAUAUUCCAUAUUUACAAUUGGAAGAGGAGGGAGGUUUUGAUCGCAAGUUAAAACGAGAUUUACCACUUUCCGAUGCAAGUAAUCAAUCACCAUAUCAAAUGAUUAUUCCUCUGAGAUUCCAUGAUGAAGGAUUGAAGAAUUUUACAUUCAUGCUCCGAAGACUUUCUACUGUGAAACAAUUUUUGGUGUCAUCCAUUCUCGCUCACAAUGUAGAAUCGUUAUUUGGCCCAUUAGAAAGAAGAAGUGAGCUUGCUAGAAGAAUAAUGGCAUCACCUCUGGAUAUUAGAUCGCAUCUUUAUCCUGAUACAACAUUUUCAAUGUGUCUGAAACUUGGACUUGCUCCAUUUAUCAUCCAACAUGAAAUGAGACUUCCAAAUUUAAUUAGUAAUUCAUCCACUGGAAAAGGUUGGAUCAAUGAUACACUAGUGAGCAUCAAGUCCAAGCGUGGACAUACUGAUAUUUUCCAAUCUUUUGCUUCAGAUUCUUCAACCACUGCAUUGUUAGGUUUAUACAGAGCUUAUAGAUCGAAAAAUGUAACUAUUGAUUUAGGUGGCAGUAUUUUAGCCAGAGAUUUUAUUCCUGGAAAUUUGACAUACGCUGCUCGAUUAGGAAUUAUUUCACCACUGUCACACAAAAAGACGGCUAUUGUAUUGAAUGGAAGCUUAUUAGGACACAUGCAUCUUUCAUUCACAACACAACUGUCCAAGAUUUAUGGAAUUGCUGCUAGCGCUCAGCUUCGUUAUAAUAGUACCAACUUGAAGGCUGAAUUAGGUGUUGGCUUAGAAUGUAUUUCACCUCCUCGAGCUGAGGAUUAUGCUGUCAAGUUCAGAGUUGAUACGGAAAAGGGAAUCGCUUGCAUGUUGGAAAAAAAGAGAUUCUGGGAUAAUGACAAAAUUACGAUGGGUGUCUCCAUUGCCAACACCGCACCCAUUGAUGCAUAUGGGCCACUGAUUUCUGAUUUGAAGCUUGGUUUAAAUCUUCAGAUUGAAUAUUGA
Molecule: messenger RNA, 1296 nt
Organism: Naegleria lovaniensis
Lineage: Eukaryota; Heterolobosea; Eutetramitea; Acrasida; Naegleriidae
Exons: 1
Coding region: 1-1296 (431 amino acids)
Source: RefSeq, a predicted model, not a curated record